GUCCCUCCCUCCCAGGGCGCCUCCACGCCUCCGCUCUGGGAGCCGCCAUCUUGCCACUUCUCGCCCGGCCGGCCGUGGGCGUCAAUAGAGAGUUUCAGCACAAAACAAAGAUGGCGGCGGCACUUGGGGAUGCCCGGAUGAGAAUACUAACUCCGCGACGCGCUCAGCCCCGCCCUCCCUGGGAACAUACUCCCGUACUGAAUGGACACAUGCCCGAGGCGUGACCUUUUAACCAGCAGUGAGGACCGGGGCACAUAUUGUUAAAAUGUAGCAGGGAGGAGAUACAGUAGUGUGCCUCCGACUGGGAAGUGGCCGUUUUCCCGCCCCACAAACAAGGCAGCUGCAAGCGGCGGCUCGGGAACGGAAGCCGGGGGCGGGCUCAGUGUGGGCGGUGACGCAGAUGAGCGCACCGGGGCGGAGUUGUUGCCGGCUCCCAGGCCUCCGCAGCACCGCCCCCAGCGCCGCCGCCUCCCUGCUGUCCCAGCGAAAUAAGCCGGGCCGUGCUCGGGGCCGCUGCGCCCCGAGUACCGCCACCGCCCCCUCCUCAAGUCUUGGUAGCCUCAGCGAGGGCGGACAGUCGGCAGGCCUGGAACGGCGACCUAGGGAGCUGCUUACGUCUUUCGCGUCUUCCCACGUCAUCUCGCCCCGCCUGCUUCCCAGGGCCUCCACACCCCGCCCCUUGCGCAGGCGCACGGUCGUCUUUCGGGUCCGCCCUUUUUCUCGAUUUGAAUUUGCCCCAGCAAAGCAAGACAGACAAAAAAAUACCCGGAUGGAUAUCGCUGGCCUUUUCGCGCCAAUAUUCUGAAUUCUCACGAAAACCCUGAAAGCACAAAGGAGAAAGGCAGCUCAGACGGCCCCUCGCGCCAGCCAAUCAGAAAGCCUCCUGUCUUCCUUCAGCCUGCUGCAGCCACCCCGGGGGCAGAGUCUCAGCAUCUGUAGCAGAAAUCGCGGAGACUUCUUCCUGCCAGCUCAGCUGGGAGGCCCAGGAAUGCUUUGCAAAGGCCGUUUAUCUGAAUUGUGAAUAAAGGUGAAGACUGCUGGGCUUUUCAGCCCCAUCAGGAUGAAGCCUGAGUCGUGGCAGGCUCUGGGCCAUGUGGCCAUGGCCACGUGCCUGUGUGUGGCCACUGUGUACACGGGCAUUUUCCACGAUGUGUUUGUGCAGGUGGGCUACGAGCACUAUGCAGAACCUGUGGAUGCCCGCCUGCCUGCCUUCCUAGCCAUGCCCUUCAACUCGCUCAUUAACGUGGCCUACGUGCUCGUGGGCGCGCACUGGAUGCGCACCGACGCAAGCGCCCUGAGCCGUCCCGCCCCGCUGAGGAGGGCUGGCUACCUGAAGGAUGUCUUCGCCAGUAUGGCCCUGCUCUAUGGCCCGGUUCAGUGGCUACGGAUCUGGACACAGACUCGCCCGGCUGCGGUGCUUGACCAGUGGCUGACCUUGCCUAUUUUUGCAUGGCUGGUGGCCUGGUGCGUCUCCAUACAUAGGGGCUGGACACCUUGGUUGCUGCUCUCCAUCGAGGGCCUGUCCCUGUGCAGUUAUGGCCUCGCCCUGCUGCAUCCGCAGGGGUUCGAGGUGGCGCUGGGUGCUCACGUGCUGGUUGCUGUUGGGCAGGCCCUACACACCCAGCGGCGGUAUGGCAGCCGCUCCUCGGCCGCUUACUUAGCAUUGGGCACGCUGUCCUGCGUGGGCUUUGUGGUCCUCAAGCUGUAUGACCGGGAGCUUGCUCAGUGGCGUCCUUUCCAGCGGCUCACAGGGCACUUCUGGUCCAAAGUCUGUGAUGUGCUCCAGUUCCAUUUCGCAUUUUUGUUUCUGACCAAUUUAAAUACUUCUCCCAGACUGCAUCCCAAGGACAAAAAGCAUUAAAAAUGUAGGAAGACAAUCAUGCUCUUCAGUACACUCUAUGGAAAAUGGCCUCUGCAACUGUGAGCUGGAACAGGAGGGGAAAACUGGGGUCAAGUGAAGGAAGGUAUAACGUUGUACAGAAAAAGCAAAGAACUCAUUACUUGGUUUGUGAAACUGUACCCCCCAGCCCACACAUC
This is a messenger RNA of Perognathus longimembris pacificus (Pacific pocket mouse), 2037 nucleotides long. It is a transcript of the gene Tmem187, whose product is annotated as transmembrane protein 187. The record is from RefSeq and is a predicted model, not a curated record. Gene Ontology annotation, cellular component: transport vesicle. NCBI's taxonomy places the organism in Eukaryota, Metazoa, Chordata, Mammalia, Rodentia, Heteromyidae. The transcript has 2 exons. Bases 1061 to 1861 code for a protein of 266 amino acids.